Molecule: messenger RNA, 3776 nt
Organism: Daphnia magna
Lineage: Eukaryota; Metazoa; Arthropoda; Branchiopoda; Diplostraca; Daphniidae
Exons: 9
Coding region: 1035-3656 (873 amino acids)
Molecular function (GO): protein dimerization activity
Source: RefSeq, a predicted model, not a curated record
UUUAAAAAGAUAGAUAAGAUACCGAUAAGAUAAGAUACUUUCGGUAUUUUUUGUGUAUCUGUAUCUUCCCCAAAAAAUUUCAUGAAAUAUCUUAUCUUAUCGGUAUCUUUGAUAAAUUUUGCUCAAAGAUACCGAUAAGAUACAGAUACUUGCAUUUUAUCUUAUCUAUUGAAUUUAUCAGAUAAGAUAAGAUAAGUUACUAAACAAGUGCGGAUUUUUGUUUUUUUUGGCGCCACUUGUGGCUCACAAAAUAUGUUGUUUAGCAUAACCUCAUUCACACUUUGUCACUUUCACAGCAGUCGAAAAUUUACUCUUUUUUUUGUUCUUUUUCAAAAGUCAUAGUUUCACAAUUCACACGUGUUUCGUGUUAAGUAAGUCGUGGUUAAUCGUAGGUUACACACUCAUUAUUUUUCAAAAAGAAUUUCACUGUGACUGACUAUUACAAACAAUGAAGUAGAGUGUUGGAGACCUGGAGUACACUUUUCAUGGCUCCCCCUUUUAAGAUGCCUCAUGCCAGUGUUUCCUAUCUUUUUAAAAAGAUAGAUAAGAUACCGAUAAGAUAAGAUACUUUCGGUAUUUUUUGUGUAUCUGUAUCUUCCCCAAAAAAUUUCAUGAAAUAUCUUAUCUUAUCGGUAUCUUUGAUAAAUUUUGCUCAAAGAUACCGAUAAGAUACAGAUACUUGCAUUUUAUCUUAUCUAUUGAAUUUAUCAGAUAAGAUAAGAUAAGUUACUAAACAAGUGCGGAUUUUUGUUUUUUUUGGCGCCACUUGUGGCUCACAAAAUAUGUUGUUUAGCAUAACCUCAUUCACACUUUGUCACUUUCACAGCAGUCGAAAAUUUACUCUUUUUUUGUUCUUUUUCAAAAGUCAUAGUUUCACAAUUCACACGUGUUUCGUGUUAAGUAAGUCGUGGUUAAUCGUAGGUUACACACUCAUUAUUUUUCAAAAAGAAUUUCACUGUGACUGACUAUUACAAAUGUUGUAUGUAUUAUCUAGACAAUGAAGUAGAGUGUUGGAGACCUGGAGUACACUUUUCAUGGCUCCCCCUUUUAAGAUGCCUCAUGCAAAGAAAAGUGCCCCGAAGUCUCGAAGUCGAGGUCGGGGUUCUGUGUCAAACCCGAGAGGUAGAUCUGCAGCUGGAGCUAGUGCACAAAAUCAACUGGACAGAAUCGUUAAUGCCUUGCCCAUUUCUCAACUACAUCAAAAUCAGCUCACUGAAGAAGAAGAAGAGAACGCAGAGAGAGAUCAAUCACAAGAUGACAGUAAUGCUGCCAAUAAUAACACAGAUGAAUCUACGAUGGAACAGACCAUCAGUUCUGAUGUUCAGGAGGAACCACCAGGCCAGCCAAUUUCAUCUUUCGUGAUAUCAAACUGGGUUCCUGCGUGGAGACGCAAAUUUUUCUAUGAUUGGCGACAGGAUUCGUCAACUGGCAAAAUAUAUGCGAAAUGCGAACUUUGCAAAAGCUGUCAUACCAAUCGCCACCUUACAGGAAAUCUGUCUUCGUUUACCAACUUCACUAAACAUCUAAAAGGUGUCCAUUUAGAAGAAUGGAAAGCUUACGAAGACCAGCAGUCGAAAAAGAAAGGCGACCCUAGACAGCAAUCCAUCAAGGAGUAUGGCACGGGUAAAUCAAUUCAUAAGUCCAGGCAGCAGCAACUCGACAUACAGUUAACGUAUUCCAUGGCCGAGGACAACAUUCCCCUCAACAUUCUGAAAAGACCUCGAUUCAAGGAAUGGAUUCAGAACGGCAUGGUAGGAUACCAGCUUCCUUCUAUGGAAAAGAUGCGAAAUUCUAUGUUGCCUAAGAUUGCUGCCGCUACUAAAGAAAAGGCCCUUCAGUUGCUGAAGACAUGUACUUCAUUCAAUAUUAUUCUUGACAUUUGGUCAUCUAAACAAAUGAUGGGAUACAUCGGCUUCAAGUGCCAAGCAGUGACACAGGACUACGAGCUCGUUCAUGUAUUUUUAGCCAUGAAGCACAUGACUGGCAGACACACAGCAGCUAACGUAUUCGCUGAAUAUGAGCAAACAAUCGCAGAUUGGAAUAUUCCUGUUCAAUGUAUUAGCCAAGUUAAGACAGAUGGUGGUUCUAACAUGGUCGCAAACACGUUUCAUAUAGCUAUUCCUGGCUGGGACGAUUCAAGAGAUGGGAGUUCUGAUAAUGAAUCUACUGACUGCUUUCAAGAAGAACCAUUUCCGUCAGCCUCAGCAGCUGAAAGUGCUGCAGAAGAAGAACAAAUGGUUGAGAUCGACAUAUCAUCUGGUGAACAAGAAGAUGCUUUCUGGACCCUCCUAACAGGAAUGGGGAUUGAGAUUUCUGACUUCUCAAAUGGCGACGAUGAUGAUAGAGAGGAGUUCGAAGACGUAGAGAAUUACAUGGAAACUUGCAUGCCAUCCUCAAAUAAUGCAGCACGCCCAGCAACAGGAGAAGCCUACUCUUUAAAUACGAAAUUGCGUUCUUCGUGUGUCGCGCAUUUAUUACAACUCGUAAUUAAGGACGGACUUUCUGCCUUAAAGGCUGAUGCAGCUGCUGCCGUAAAGAAAGCCGGGAAGAUAGUGUCAUACAUCAGGAAAAGUGUGCUAGACACAGAAAUAGUUGCUAAAGCCGUUGGUUUUCACUUGCCGAACAAAAACUCCACUAGGUGGAAUAGUCAAUACUUAAUGAUUAAAAAAUUGGUCGAAGCCUUUGAAAAAGCUCCUUAUCUGCAAGACACAUUGAAUGCCACAAAAAAGCUCGGAAAGCUGUCAGCUUACGAGCUUUCGGUGUUGAAGGAACUAAUUGCACUACUCAAGCCCUUCAAACAGGCUACAGAUGACUUCCAGGCCGAUUUUGAAUCCAUCGGGAAUGUCAUUCCAGCAUUUAUUGGAUUAAAAACAGCUCUACAACUAACCGUCAAAGACAGGCAUGGUGUUGAUACUCCUAAUCCAGCUAGCAACUUAGCAAAAACAAUCAAACAUUUGAAGAAUGUCGCCGCUGCGCUUGAAAAAUCAUUGGUGUCCCGAUUUUCAUACGUAUUGUAUGAUUCUUACUACGUCUUAGGAGCAGUUCUCGACCCGAGAUUCAAAAAGGGAUGGAUGAAACGUUCAGGGUACACAGAGACAGACAUUAUUCCAGCAGUAAAACGGCAAAUAUCGCAGCGCUAUCGUAACUAUCGUGAAUGUUGUCACCUAGUUACCGAUCAAAAUUCUGCCGACGAAGAAACUACCGGAGCACCAGAAGCUGAAUCUGAUGGCCCAAGACGUGUUCAAGGCUCACGAAAAAGAAAAAACAGUGAGUCCCUGCUUUACUCGUCUGUCCUGGAAGAGCCGCGUUCCCAGUCCGUUGGGCCUGAAACAAUCCUCGAUGAGUUUGAAACAUACAUAAAUGAACCCAACGUUCCUAUGGAGCAGCCCACAAAUCCUCUAGAUCCUGAAAGCAAAAUGGAGAAAACUAGACCCCUACAAUUCUGGAAAGCAAACAGUCACCGCUUUCCAUUUCUCUCAAUUGUUGCGAGGGAUUCACUUGCUGUUCCUGCAUCUUCAGGGUCGAUCGAGCGUUCGUAUAGCACUAGUACCGAUAUACUAUGUGCCAAACGAAACAGAACAAAACCAGAUCUGUUUUCUAACCUCAUGUUUAUCAAAUGCAAUGCGAAAGUGAGCGCUGCUACAAUUAAACUAUAAUAAACUUUUGUUAAUUGGUUUAUUAUAUUUUUUGAUGAAACAUUUCAUUUUCUCGUUUCGUUUCCAUUUCAUCAAUAUGCUCACCAUGUAAUGGAAAAAAUACAGAAAUUUAGCAAACAA